AUGCACGCCCCAUCAUUUCUCACUCUUUUUGUUUCCGCCAGUGGAGCUUUGGCGGUUUCUACUUGCGCCCUGGCGCCAACUCCAAAGAGAGGACCUGAUGUUGUUGGGACAUGUACCAAUGUUUCCGAUACAAAAUGUGUUGGGCGCGACAUUUCGAUUUGGUUUUCACCUCCGAGAGGCAACACAGGAGGCGUCCUACGAAUUCGUAAUAACGACAAGAAUAUUCGCAAGAUUGUACAAGUUCGGCAGGAUAACAUCGCGACAAAUUUCUGGAUUAAUGGAGGCGACGAAUGUGUUACAUCAAAUCUGCGCAUGACUGGCAUAAAUGGUUAUUCCUCAUGGUAUAACGCGUAA
Messenger RNA from Colletotrichum truncatum, 354 nucleotides. RefSeq lists its product as uncharacterized. NCBI's taxonomy places the organism in Eukaryota, Fungi, Ascomycota, Sordariomycetes, Glomerellales, Glomerellaceae. The record is from RefSeq and is a predicted model, not a curated record.